AAUCUAUGUUAUACUUGAGAAACUACCUUUGAAUCCAAAUGGAAAAAUAGAUCGAAAACUUCUUCCGCCACCUCACUUCUCAUCAAUACAUCUCACAAACAGUACAGAACUAUUACAACCAACAAAUGAUAUUGAAGUUAAUAUUCAUCAUAUUUGGUGCGAUUUAUUAAAACAAAAUCAAAUUUCAACUGAUACAAAUCUCUUCGCUAUUGGUGGUCAUUCAUUGCUCAUUAUGCAACUCUUUCAUCGAUAUAAAAUACAAUUUCAUCUUCAAUCAAAUACUCUUUCCAUUACUGAUCUAUUUCAACAUCCAACAAUUAUUCAUCAUGCUCAACUCAUUUAUCAAACUAUGAAUGUGAAAGAGAAUAUCAAUGACUAUCAUUGGUCUUCAUUAGAUAUCAUGAAAGCUAAAGCAUCAUAUGCCCAAGAACGUAUUUUCUUAGAUGAACAAAUUCGAUUUUCAUCAGCAAAUAAUAAUACUAACGUGUAUGUUAUUCCAUUACUUUAUCGCAUAUCAUCUAUGAAUGAUCAUAUAUCUGUUUCACGAUUACAACAUGCAUUUCAAUCUAUCAUAACACAACAUCAAAUUCUUCGAACAGCACUUCAUAUUGAUGAUACAAAUGGUACUAUUAUUCAACAUUGUUUAGAUGCAAAUACUAUCAUCAAUGAUAAGAAAUCAUUUAGAUUUUCGAUGAUUAAUCUUCCUGAUGAAGAACAUGAACAGGACGAAAUUGUGAAGAAGAUUAUAAAUCAAUCAGAUUUAUUUGAUUUAUCAAGAGGACAUGUUAUUAAGUGUCAUAUUCUUUGUCGUGAUCAAUCGAAUCAUUUAUUUACUCAGAAUAAUGAUGAUCUAUUGUUCAAAGAUGAUCUGAUAUUAUUUACUAUUCAUCAUGCUUGUUUUGAUGGAGCAUCAACAUCAAUCUUCAUUCGUGAUCUUUCUCUUGCUUAUCAAUCUAAUGACUUGCUUUCUAUAGAUGAUAAUUCAAUGCAAUAUAUAGACUAUUCUGUUCAUGAACAUAUCAUGGAUAUGACAUCGUCUCAAGAGUUUUGGUUUUUAGAGCUCAAAGGAUAUAAUGUUGCACGCCAAUUAUCAUUACCUCUUGACCGACAACGUUCAUCAACUAAUCAACAACGAUCAGGUUUAGCUUCUACAGCUGAAAUCACUUUUGAUAAUGCAUUAUGUACGUCAUUUCUCAACUAUGCAUCAUUACAUCAUCUCACACUUUUUCAACUUGGAUUAUCCAUAUUUUAUGUCUUCCUAUUCAAAUUAACUCAUGGUCAAACUGAUCUAUGUAUUGGUUCUAUUAAUGCUAAUCGAUAUCGAAGUGAACUAGUGAAUAUGAUUGGAAUGUUUGUAGCAACAUUACCAUUUCGUGUUGAACUCGAUCCUCAUUGGUCAUUUGAUGAAGUAGUUAGAUAUGUACAAGAAAAAUGUUUGUCAAUUCUUGAACAUUCUCAUUAUCCACUUCAACAUAUUCUUGGUGAUAAUCAAUUAAAUCAAUCUAAUGUAUCAUUUCUUGAAACAAUGUUUGAGUUUAUCAGUGUGUCAAAAGAUAUGGGACAUUUAAGUUUGAAUAGUGCAAAUUUAGAACAAGUACCAUUACAACAAUCAGCUGAAGUUUCCAAGUUUGACUUCUCAUUAACAUUUGAAUACAAUUCAUUACUAAAUAACAAGAGAUUAUCAUAUCGUUUUGUAUGUUCACAUGAUUUAUUUGAAAAAUCAACUAUUUCCAAAAUAGCUCAAAGAUUUCAAUAUAUAUCUGAACAAUUGUUUGAAAUAAAAUCAAACAACAUUUCUGUGAUCGAUAUAAGUUCAUCGAUUAGCAAACUGUCUCUUAUUCUUCCUGAGGAAGCUGAAGAAAUGGAAUUAGUCGUAUUUCAUCGAUUGGAGAAUACUGUGAAUGAAGGUAUAAUUGUAUGCAGAUUUUUCUAA
Molecule: messenger RNA, 1933 nt
Organism: Adineta steineri
Lineage: Eukaryota; Metazoa; Rotifera; Eurotatoria; Adinetida; Adinetidae
Source: the annotation of a GenBank genome assembly